This is a messenger RNA of Closterium sp. Naga37s-1, 1821 nucleotides long. Lineage: Eukaryota; Viridiplantae; Streptophyta; Zygnematophyceae; Desmidiales; Closteriaceae. The record is from the annotation of a GenBank genome assembly.
AUGGCUGCCUCAGAAGCUGUCGAUGAUGGGCCCGACGAGGAGGAUGAUGCUGAUGUUCGCCCAGCUUCGGACCCACUCACCGGUCUAGACUUCCUUAGGUCUCUCCUACCGAAACAUAAUCCACAGCAACCUAAACCAUCGCAACCCAGCUCUAUUCGCCCAUCGAUUCCCGCUGCCUCUGCUGCUCUGCACGAGGCCGUCGCUGCACCACCGACAAACCUGCGGUUCCGUCAGUCCACCAUUGCGUGGGCAACACCACCUCCUCCAUCGACCACUGAGACUCCUGCCAGUGAUGCAUCUCUCAUGCAGGACAACUCGAAGCCCACGCAGGCUAGCUCAAAGCCCAAGGCCGACACGCCUGAGUUGAAAUAUGAAGAUGCGCAUGCGCGGUACAAAUCCAAGUGGUCCACCGAUUUCAGUUGGCUUGUCCUAACUCAAACCUCCACUGGUGCUCCUUCUUUCAAGUGCAGUAUUUGCUUGGAAUUUUCAGGACUGAAUGGCAAGUGUGGGCGGCGUACCGAGGGAGCAACCGACGUGCAGACACAGUCCUUCAAGAAGCACGAAGGGACGGUGAAGCACCGGUUUGCUCUGCAGCGCCAGGAGGACUUGCUCCAGAAAUACGUGCGCCAGCAGCGCAUCGACAUGCACCCGAAGGCGCAGGACUUGGAGAUGCUGCAGGUGUCUUCGCUCGUGGACUCGCUGUACUUCAUGGGAAAGUCCAACGAGCCCAUGGACUCGUGGAUCCGGUUGGUGCGCUACCUGGCGAAGAAGAAAGUGCCCGGGUUUCCCGCGGAGGGCUACGGCACGUACUACAACACGGAGGCGUUGGCUGCCAAGGCCGCGGCGGAGCAGAUACCAACGUUCAACAUGGUGGACGAUGUCAUCCGCGCCGUCGCAGAGUACCUCGGGCGAACGUCACCGUGGCAUCAGCGCUUCAUGGAGCUGCAGGAGGUGUUCACCUCCACCAACCUCGAGGUCCAAGGCAUACAUGACGUGCGGUGGCUUUCACGAGGAGCUGCAGUCACCCGGUUCGUCCACGUCCUUCCAGCGAUCAUGGUGAUGCUGUCGGAGUGGAAGGACAAGACCAUGUACGAAAUCGUCACGUCGUACAGGUUCCAGUUCCUCAUCAGGUUCCUCGCGGACCUACUGGAGCAGCUCAACGUGCUCUCCUCCGUUUUCCAGAAGCGGGAGCUCGACUACGCGCAGGUGCACACGCAGAUUGUGCGCACGACAUCCAUCUUGGAGAGCCGUUACGUCGACUGUGGUGACGACUUCGGGGGAGGGCCAACCGAGAGGCUGUACCGCUUCAUCGAGAAGCACGGACCGCGUGGUUCACCAGAAAUGGUGAUCGAGGGAGCUUCGUCCGAUGGCAGUCUCAACCGCUUCAAGGUGACGCUUCACGAGCGCACCAACCCGAACUAUCGUGGGCCCGGCCACCACGACGCGUGCGUGGCGCUCUGCACCGACAUGGCCGAGCAUGUCGUCAAGAACCUCCAGUCCAAGCUUGGCGACCUUGAGUCUCUUUCUGGAGUGAGGCUGUUUAUCCCUGACUUGUGGCAGCCGCAAUGGGACCGGGACGCGCGGCAGGCACAGUGCCUGGAGUGGCUCUUGUCGCUUGUCACGUUGUUCCGCGCAGAUGAAGCCGACGAGAUCCUACCAGGCAUUGACAAGAAGAAGGCUAUGAGGGAGCUUCGCACGCUGUGUCCAGUUCUUGCCAGAGCGCCGAAGAGUGAGCGUAAGUUCCACACGGGACUUACCGCCAUUCUCAGGACACCCGAUUGGCAGCAGGCGUACCCCAACCUCGUCGGACUCUGGGUUUAG